CUUUCCUUAAUGCAGAGGUAGAACCUGCUUUUGGUAAAUACGAGGCUACCCACAGUGGCAAAGAAGAGACAGAACAGGAAAGAACUUCGGAGAUGUAGCUGUGUGCUAUAAAGAGAACCUGCAAAUUCAGCUGCUAACAGUUGACUUACCAGUACUGGCUGGAAGCCAUCUUUAUGAAGGUCAUGCUGAAGUCAAAUGAGUCCCUACUACUUUGCGCUUACUACAGGCCGCAGUGGCAAGGCAGGGCACCGAUGGAUUUCCGAACGGAAAAUUUAGACGUCCUUCAGGUUCGAACAACUGUCAGCACCUUUUAAUAAUUGGGGACCUUAAUCACCAUCUCAUUCAGUCAGCACAUGAGGACCUUCUUGCAGUCCAUGGGCUGACAGAUUACGUCGAUUUCCUGAUGCACAUCCUCGAUCAACUUUGCCUCGCCCCUGCAGCUGACGAAAGGAGACAGAAAAAUAUGGCUUUGGAACCAUGCAAGCUGGCCAAGUAUGAAGGCAGAACUUCAGUCGCAAGACUGGGAUGUUCUCCUGAUGGGGAAUGCAAACAACAAAGCAUCCUCCACCACCAACCUCCUCGCUUAAGUGCAAGAGAAAUACGUCCCUUCACGGACAUACAUCACAAAACCAGGGGACCAAGCUUGGUUUGGCUACAGGUGUCAUCAAGCGUCGAAAAAGAAAUACAGAUUGUGGCAAAGGUACAAAGAUACAUUACAAAUAUAUAGAUAUAGACAUUAUAUAUAUAUACAUGUAUAUAUAUAUAUAGAUAUAUACAUUACAUAUAUACAUAUAUAUAUACAUUAUAUAUUUUGCACUACCU
This is a messenger RNA of Penaeus indicus, 822 nucleotides long. RefSeq lists its product as uncharacterized. Lineage: Eukaryota; Metazoa; Arthropoda; Malacostraca; Decapoda; Penaeidae. The transcript is spliced from 2 exons. Bases 404 to 727 code for a protein of 107 amino acids. The record is from RefSeq and is a predicted model, not a curated record.